Molecule: messenger RNA, 2421 nt
Organism: Austrofundulus limnaeus
Lineage: Eukaryota; Metazoa; Chordata; Actinopteri; Cyprinodontiformes; Rivulidae
Product: cysteine/serine-rich nuclear protein 3
Exons: 5
Coding region: 589-2409 (606 amino acids)
Biological process (GO): regulation of transcription by RNA polymerase II
Cellular component (GO): nucleus
Molecular function (GO): sequence-specific DNA binding; DNA-binding transcription factor activity, RNA polymerase II-specific
Source: RefSeq, a predicted model, not a curated record
CAAUGUAGGCCUAUACGUAACUGUUCUUAUCCAGAUGAGUAUUACUGAGUGUUUAUCAGACUUACUGUCUGGAUAAAGGAAAGAAUAAAGACAUUUAUCUAUACACACAGAAAUAAUAAUUAGCCCUCUCUGUUGACGUGUCUUCAAUUUAAAAUGCAAAUCAGCUUCACAGAAACAAAAGAUGACGCCACAUUAGCACUCCAAAUUCUACUUCUGUUGUUUUCUCUUUCCAACCCCCCGCAUUUCAGCAUCAGCACCACCCGCUCCAUCCCUCCAUGAUCUCGUAGGGGCUUGCUUCACCUCUGUCAUGCUCCAGCGCUUCCAUCCGGCAGCGGCGCCGAGCUAACAAGUCUUUGUGAGGAGAGAGGGGGAGAGGAGGAGGAGAGGAAGGAGGGGGUUGCAGGAGCGGGAGGAGAAUCAGACGGUGAGAGAGCUGACAGCAUGAGGGUGCAGAGGGAGCGGGCAGAGGAGGAGGUCGGGGCUGCACAAUAGUGUGUCCAGAAGCAUCAUGUCGCCGCCACGCCAGGGGAUGCUCUGCCACCGCCGCCGCCGCCGCUGCUGCUGCUGCUGCUGGUGAAGCACCGCGUGAUGCAGGGGAGCGAGUCCCGAGGACCUCCUGGAAACCAAAGGCGAGCCGAGGAAACAGGUGUUACCAGCGGACAGAGCCUCAUGAUGAGUGGGAUCCUGAAGAGAAAGCUUGAGGAGGGCCCCUCUUAUCUGUCCCUGCAGGGUUCAGACGAUGACGAGGUUUCCUGCAGCGACAGCGGCAACAGCAGCGACAGUCUGAACCACUCAGUCCCCUCAGGCAUUCUGGAUUCCUCCACACAGCAGCCCUCGAAGCGACUGCGGAGCCGCAACGUGCACUUUGAGAGCGUGACGGUAUACUACUUUUCCCGGCGGCAGGGCUUCACCACCGUGCCCACGCAGGGGGGCAGCACCCUGGGGAUGUCGCCACGUCACAGUGGUGUGAGGCGCUUCACUCUCAGAGAGUUCGCCAUGGAGCAGAAACGAAGUCAUCGGAACAUGCUGAGGGAUCAUCUCAAAGAGGAGAAACUCAACGCCAUAAAACUCAAACUGACGAAAAACGGGACCGCGUCAUCGAUAGAGGCGGACGGUCUCACCCUCGACGACAUCUCAGAGGAUGACUUGGACGUGGACAACACGGAGGUGGACGAUUACUUCUUCCUUCAGCCUCUGACCACCAGGAGGCGCCGUGCACUCCUUCGUGCCUCGGGGGUCCGGCGCAUUGACGUGGAGGAGAAGCACGAGCUGCGUGCCCUGCGCAUGUCCAGAGAGGAGUGUGGGUGUCGCUGCAGGGGGACAUGUGACCCAGAGACCUGUGCUUGCAGCCUGGCCGGCAUUAAGUGCCAGGUAAAUGGAGCUGUGGUGGACCGCAUGUCCUUCCCCUGCGGCUGCACCAAGGAGGGCUGCAGCAACAGCACCGGCCGGCUGGAGUUCAACCCAGUCCGGGUGCGCACCCACUUCCUGCACACCAUCAUGAAGCUGGAGCUGGAGAGGAGCCACGACGAGCAGUAUCAGCACCGGCAGACGGAGCCGCAGCUCGUAACCAACGGCAACGGUUACCAUGGCGACCCCGCCUUCAUCCCACAGCAGCAGCAGCCGAACCCACAGUCCGUGCCGCUGCACGAACCCAUCAUGCAGCUCCAGAGCACUGGAGAUACAGAGCUGCAUCUGGAGGAGGAGGAGGAGGAGGAUGAGGAGGAAGAUGAGGAGGAAGAGGACGAUGAUGAUGAUGAAGAUGAUGAUGACGAAGAGGAGGAUGAAGCCUAUGAUGAAGAUGGCAGCAGCGUUUGCAGCGGGCUGUCGGAUUGCAGCACACACAGCUUGGAAACUCUCGACCCCGAGGAGGGAGAGGACGAUGAUGACGACGAGGAAGAUGAUGAGGAAGAGGAGGAGGAGGAAGAGGAGGAGGACUGGGACUGUUCAGUGCACGGUCUGAGUCCUCCGCCUUACCCUGUGCCCCUCCCAUCUGUCCUGAGUUACUCUAACAGCACACUGGUGAGCCUCAGCAGCCCCUUCCACAACACGUCCCCCAUGCAGCCCUACCACACAGAGAGCUCCGCCCACGACCUCCCGGCRUUCCUCGGCGAGAGCCUGAACCCCGCCCCCAUCCUCCCCUCUGUAGAGUCCGCCCUGGAGUCCGACAUGGGCAGAGAGCUCAAGCGCCAAGCCGAGCAGCAGGGUGCUCCCCUGCGCUUCUCUGAGUCCCCGACGCUCCACACCUGUGAGUUCGCCACCUCCCUCACCUCCGUGGAGCAGCCCCGCCCGCUCCAGAAUAAUCCGGACCGCUGUGACGCACAAACAGGGGGCACGGGAGCACCUGCAGAGGAGCAGCCGGGACUGCAGAAGGACGGAGGUGCCGAUCAAACCACAUCAGAGAAUGUCUGAUGGGCAAGAUGA